CGUUAAACCCUUCCAUUUUCUUUCCUCCCCCUCUUAAACCCUGGUUGCUUCUCGUGGUGCUCUCUCUCUCUCUCUCUCUAGGCAAUUGGGCAUGGCGGCGGCGGCGGCGUCCCUGCCGUUCAAGAAGAACUACAGGAGCUCCCAGGCGCUGCAGCAGUUCUACGCCGGCGGCCCUUUCGCCGUCUCGUCCGACGGCUCCUUCAUCGCUUGCAACUGUGGUGACUCCAUCAAGAUCGUCGAUUCCUCCAACGCCUCCCUAAGGUCCUCCAUCGACUGCGGCUCCGACACCAUCACCGCCCUCUCCCUCAGCCCCGACGGCAAGUUGCUCUUCUCCGCCGGCCACAGCCGCCAGAUUAGGGUUUGGGACUUGUCCACCUCCACCUGCCUGCGCUCCUGGAAGGGGCAUGAUGGUCCGGUGAUGAGCAUGGCCUGCCACGUCUCUGGGGGUUUGCUGGCGACGGGAGGAGCUGAUAGGAAAGUCAUGGUGUGGGACGUCGACGGUGGUUUCUGCACCCAUUUCUUCAAAGGUCACGACGGCGUCGUUAGCAUUGUCCUCUUCCAUCCCGACUCGAAUCGCUCUCUUCUGUUCUCUGGAAGUGAUGAUGGAACUAUACGGGUUUGGGAUCUCCUGGCAAAGAAGUGUGCUUCGACACUGAGAGGACAUGAUUCAACAGUCACUUCUCUGGCUUUUUCCGAGGAUGGCUUGACAUUGCUUGCCGCUGGAAGAGAUAAGGUUGUAUCUUUGUGGGACCUUCAUAAUUAUGCCUGCAAGAAGACCAUACCUAUGUAUGAGGUGCUUGAAUCUGUAUGCGUGAUACAUAGUGGAACUGUUUUGGCUUCACAACUGGGGUUAGACGAUCAGCUGAAAGUGACAAAAGAAAGUGCACAGAAUAUUCACUUUAUUACUGUUGGUGAACGCGGCAUUUUACGGAUAUGGAAAUCUGAAGGUUCAGUUUGCCUGUUUAAGCAAGAACAUUCUGAUGUAACUGUCAUCUCAGAUGAGGACGACUCAAGGAGUGGCUUCACUGCUGCUGUCAUGCUACCCUUGGAUCAAGGAUUGCUAUGCGUGACAGCUGAUCAACAGUUUUUAUUCUAUUAUCCAGAGAAACAUCCUGAAGGGAUAUUUUCGCUGACCCUAUGUAGAAGACUUGUAGGCUACAAUGAGGAAAUAGUUGAUAUGAAGUUCCUAGGAGAGGAGGAAAAUUUCCUUGCUGUUGCUACUAAUCUUGAACAGGUACGGGUUUAUGAACUUGCUUCCAUGUCAUGUUCGUACGUCUUGGCUGGUCAUACUGAAACUGUCCUGUGCCUUGACACUUGUAUUUCAAGUUCUGGAAGGACGCUUAUUGUCACGGGAAGUAAGGACAACUCUGUUAGGUUGUGGGAUUCAGAAAGCAGACAUUGCAUUGGAGUUGGAGUAGGUCACAUGGGCGCUGUAGGUGCAGUUGCUUUCUCAAGGAAGAGACAAGAUUUUUUUGUUAGUGGCAGCAGCGAUCGUACACUUAAGGUUUGGAGCUUGGAUGGCAUCUCAGAGGAUGGUGUAGACUCAACAAAUUUGAAAGCAAAAGCUGUUGUGGCAGCUCAUGAUAAAGAUAUUAAUUCUGUUGCUGUUGCACCAAAUGACAGUUUAGUUUGUUCUGGUUCUCAGGAUCGCACAGCUUGUGUUUGGAGGCUUCCAGACCUGGUAUCUGUAGUUGUACUUAAAGGGCACAAGAGGGGGAUUUGGUCUGUAGAGUUUUCACCAGUUGAUCAAUGUGUGCUCACUGCAUCUGGCGAUAAAACGGUGAAGAUAUGGGCCAUAUCUGAUGGUUCUUGCUUAAAGACCUUUGAAGGGCAUGUCUCUAGUGUACUAAGAGCAUCAUUUCUCACCCGUGGGACGCAGUUUGUUUCUUGUGGUGCUGAUGGCUUGGUAAAACUGUGGACUGUUAGGACAAAUGAAUGCAUUGCUACAUAUGAUCAACAUAGCGAUAAGGUAUGGGCUUUGGCUGUUGGAAAGAAGACUGAAAUGCUUGCUACAGGUGGCAGUGAUGCUGUUGUAAAUCUCUGGUACGAUUCAACUGCUUCUGACAAAGAGGAUGCUUUUCGUAAAGAGGAAGAAGGUGUUUUGAAAGGUCAAGAGUUAGAAAAUGCAGUAUCUGAUGCUGACUACACCAAGGCAAUCGAACUUGCUCUUGAACUUCGGAGGCCUCAUAAGUUAUUUGAAUUAUUCUCCGAACUUUGCAGGAUGCGAGAAGUAGGAGAUCGUGUAGAGAGAAUACUUUCUGCUCUCAGCGGCGAAGAGGUUUGUCUGCUUCUUGAAUAUAUCCGGGAGUGGAAUGCGAAGCCAAAAUUGUGCCACGUUGCCCAAUCUGUGCUAUCACAAGUCUUCAGAAUUCUUUCUCCAACGGAGAUAGUUGAGAUUAAAGGCAUCGGGGAGCUCCUUGAAGGUCUCAUUCCAUAUUCUCAGAGGCAUUUCAGCAGGAUAGACAGGCUUGUUAGAAGCACGUAUUUACUGGAUUACACAUUGACAGGAAUGUCUGUUAUUGAACCUGAAGCAGACAGAUCAGCAGUCAAUGAUGGGUCUCCAGAUAAAUCAGGCCUCGAGAAACUAGAGGAUGGUCUUUUGGGAGAAAAUGUUGGUGAGGAGAAAAUCCAAAACAAGGAGGAGCUGGAAAGUAGUGCAUACAAGAAAAGAAAAUUACCGAGAUCUAAAGAUCGUUCUAAGAAGAAAUCAAAGAAUGUCGUGUACGCAGAUGCAGCAGCAAUCUCUUUCAGAGCUUGAAUACCGGGUCCAGAGUUAAAAAGUGUUUAUUAUGACGAGCAUUGCAGCGAGGACCAUGUUGAUGUCAUUCCCAUCCUGCAUUCUCAAUGCCAGAGGCAUGAACCCUAUACAAAGGUUAACCCAGUGCAGUAUGCCUUCUCCUUGGUGCUUCAAUUUUCCCCUCCUCGGAGCACUGGCUAUCCAAACAUUAAUUCUUCCCAGGGCUGUUGUACGGUCAAGUCUGCUAUAAGUAUAAUUUUUUCUUUUGCUAUAAGAAACAAAUGCCAUUAUGCAAUGGAGAAUUCUUUUUUAACUA
This is a messenger RNA of Eucalyptus grandis, 3053 nucleotides long. RefSeq names its product transducin beta-like protein 3. Lineage: Eukaryota; Viridiplantae; Streptophyta; Magnoliopsida; Myrtales; Myrtaceae. The transcript is spliced from 14 exons. Gene Ontology annotation, biological process: endonucleolytic cleavage to generate mature 5'-end of SSU-rRNA from (SSU-rRNA, 5.8S rRNA, LSU-rRNA); endonucleolytic cleavage in 5'-ETS of tricistronic rRNA transcript (SSU-rRNA, 5.8S rRNA, LSU-rRNA). Gene Ontology annotation, molecular function: U3 snoRNA binding; protein binding. Bases 92 to 2758 code for a protein of 888 amino acids. The record is from RefSeq and is a predicted model, not a curated record. Gene Ontology annotation, cellular component: 90S preribosome; nucleolus; small-subunit processome.